GAAUUACCUACAACACAAUUAUAGAUUCGGGAGCAGCCGUGUUGGCGAUUUCACUGAGAGUGGUCGAAAGGGCAGGUAGGAAAAACGAUUUGAUCAUGCUCAAUGUGAAAGAUCAGCUCGUUUUGGCAGAUGAGGAAAAGAUCAAAACUGUGGGGAAAAUGACCAAUGUCGCCUUCCGAUUAGGAAAAGUACACGCGCUUCGGGAUGUCGUAGUACUAGAUGUCAAUACGUACGACGUUCUUUUCGGACUUCCCGCUCUUAUGGCGUUACAAGCGAACCUGGAUUUCGAGCGACGAUUGAUCGUCCUCCGAAAUACAGGAGGAAAACCCUACGCUGUGCCCAUGCGAUUGACCCUUCGCACUACUAUUAACGUGGUUCCGCGGGUUUCGCCGAUGAUGGCAGGGACUCUCCGCAUGAUCUCCUGGGAUGAAUCCGCAAAGGGAAAGUCAUCAACAGAUGAUGCGGAAAGAAGUGACGAAGAUGAUCCGGAGAUCUUGAAAUUGUGGGUUCGGUUUCCAAUGGGGAUUUGCAAUGCGCCUGCCACAUUUCAGCGAGCGAUGAACAUGAUGUUCCAGAACUUCGUCAACAAGACACGGCUGACGCAAGGGAUGAUUAACUUCUGCGUGAUCGUGUACAUGGACGACAUCCUGGUCUAUUCGAAAACCUAUCACGGGCACACGCAACACAUCGAAUGGACAUUGGGCGCGUUGAGAGACGCUGGGUUCAAGAUUGCGCUCGAGAAGAGCAAUUUUUUCCUCCCGGAAAUUUCGUUCUUGGGCUACGUCGUGACACGUGGAGGAUUGUGGCCGAAUUCGAGAAAAGUUGCGGCGGUGAAAGAAGCCCCGGUUCCCACGUCACUGACGCAGGUUCAAGCCUUCUUGGGAUUGACGUCGUACUACCGGCGCUUCAUCAAGGGUUUUGCCGCGAUUGCGCAGCCACUAACGAAUCUCGAGUACCUGGACGUCCACAGCCUUACUAAUCCCCGCUUCUUUCGGCAACCAACGACGUUCGAGUGGGCGGCGCUGAGAGCAGAAGAGGAAGCAGAAGAGGAUUCAGAAGGAGAAUUAAGGAGAGAGGCCAGGGAAGCAGCGGCCCGGUUGGCCGAGGACGAGGAAGAAGAACGCGAAGCAGAAGAAGAGUCGGCGGAAGCUGAAGAAGAAGAAGAUGAAGACGCAAAGGGGGAGACUUCAGAAGAAGAGGAGGAAGCCUAUAGUGAGCACAGCGAGGGCGAGCCAAGUGAGGAGGAAGAAGACGACGACGACGAAGAAGUGGAAAGCGGAGACGACCAGGAGCCAACGCACAACGACGAGCUCGAGUGGGUGCCAGAACCGGAUCGACGAGAGGAGAACCCUAAGGCUGCCGCGCAGCGCAAGAAAGAGGUCGCGAAGGGAAAGCGGCUGGUGAUCGACCCCACAUCGAACGAUCCUUCCAAGGAUCCCGAGCCGCCCAAGCUGGAACAUGGGGACCUUGCUGCCACGACCUCGAGCGCCGCGAAGGCGCCGAUCCCGAUCCCCGUCCCCCUCCGCCUCCGCCCGUCCCCCAAUUCGUCAACCGGUAAUGGACGCGUGUCGCUGCGACGGCACGAGAAGGAUCCCGUCCUUGGAUCGUCGAGAACCCAAUCUGAGGAACUAGUAGAAGAGCAAUGUUGCCACGAGGAUGACGUCCACAUGCAUUUGAACGGGGAAGUGCCAACCAGAGUAUUGACUAUUUUCAUCAGAAGCGCGAUGGAUUCAGAGGGGAUACUACAACUACACGCGGUGGUAUGGCUUGACAUCUUGGCGGUGGCCCAUCAGCAGUUGCAGGAGACAGUGGGUGAGCUGACUCAGCGAUCUCAGGAGCGGCAGGCGGAUGAAGGGGGUGCGUUCUCUUUGGCCGAAUGGGUGGAUCACCGCUCAAAACUCAUGUUAGAUAUAAUCAGGGAGCUGGAGGAGCUGGAGGAGGAGCUAGAUCCCGGGCUUGAACCUUUCACUUAUUGGCGGAGGGCGGAGGCUGAGUUGGCGGCCUGCAAAGCCCUUUUUCGCAAGGGUCGAGAUGCGUGUGAAAUAAUGGAGGCUUGGUCCUCCGGGUUGGAUGAGCGCGAUGGGGGGUGGCUCAGUGGAGGGUUUGUAGGGAGGAUGCUUAUGACGCCCGGUGGUUUGCACAGAGCGAUUGAGGAGGCAGAUCGGACAGCGCUGGAGAACACAACUUCCGUUAUAAUCAACAACAACAACUACAACAACAACAACAACGACAACAACAACAACAACGACAACAACAACGACAACAACAACAACAACAACAACAACAACAACAACAACAACAACAACAAGGGUGAGGAGGCAGACAUGCUGGCGAUGGUGAUUGCAGACACCUGUACCAAGGAAUGGGUUGUCUGCUACGGCGGCAACUUUCGAUCUUCGUCAGCAUGGAGGCAGCUCGGUUGGAAACUGCGGAAGUUUGGGCGAAUUUCAUUUUUUCACCCCACGAGGUUAGCAUGGCUUUACUUUCGUCCAUGCUCUGAAGUUUGGCCUCGUGAGGGGAUUGGGUGGUUGAUUGCCCCCUAUUGAUUACAGCUGACGGGGCAUGGGCUGUCUCAGUGGGUGGGGUGCGUAAUGGCCGAG
Chara braunii is the source of this 2600-nucleotide messenger RNA. The record is from the annotation of a GenBank genome assembly. NCBI's taxonomy places the organism in Eukaryota, Viridiplantae, Streptophyta, Charophyceae, Charales, Characeae.